AUGCGAGUUCUUCUGUUAUUUGGAUUCUGUAUACCAUGGAUUUAUGGACAAGAAAUAAACCGAGAUUAUUCUCCACUUCUGGAUAAGAAUACAUCAGCUGCCAACCCGGGUAUCUAUUUGAGAAUCAUGCCAAACGGGUUAGCUUACUUGAGAGAAGUUGGAAUGAAAGUGAUCAAUGAGCAGAUUCUUAAAUUACAAUUGCCUAAUAUAAGAGAACCGAUUGAGAAUGGAGAGGUUUCAAUUUAUAAUCUUCUAAUGAGUAAGUAUUGGGCUCCACAAGAAUAUUCUUUGGAUAUGUCGGAGCCAAGUACAUUUGCUUGGAGCAUGAGCAAAAUGCAUUUGAGAGCAGCUGGAGACUUUCAAGCAACUCUUAACAGCCCACUUCUGUUGCCAACAGUUCCAAUAACAGGACAUUUUGAGGCUCUUCUAGGACAUAUUAGUUUGUAUAUUACUGUCAAUAUGGAGAGAAAUGCUCAUGGAGCACCUCAAGUAAGAUCAACUGGAUGCAGAAGUUCAAUUGGGUAUGUUGAUUUGAAUGUGAGAAACACUGGAGUUAUCACUGAUUUCUUUAUCAAUGCAUUCAAAGCAUUUUUAAUUGGAAAUUUCAAACCACAAGUCGAACAGAAAAUGUGUAAAAUGAUUGAGUCAAUAAUUGAUAGAGAUAUGAAUAUUCUUCUGUCGAAUAUGCCAUUAAAAAUUCGAAUCAAUGAAAAUAAUCUAGAUAUCAUUGGAGAAACAUUCGGAGUUGCUCCCAAAAAGCAUAAUCGAGCAGGGAAGUUGUCAAGUUUCAGUGCCAAGAAUAUCACUUUAACUCACUUUGUUCAACGACUUCGGGAUAAAGAAUUAGUUUUGGAUUAUCAAAUGUUGACUGCCCCAUUCGUUCAAAAUGGUGCUAUAAAUAUGCUUUCGAAAGGAGAAAUUUCAUUCCGAGGACACGGAGGAACACCAUUCAGUCCACCAAAUAUCAGAAUUCCUGCUCCUCAUGGUGUCCAUAUGAUUGAAUUCUAUGCUAGUGACUAUUUGGCCAAUUCAAUGCUUUAUCAUUCAUACCGUCAAAAGUUCCUCGACGUAACAGUUGGACCUGAAAGUUCUCCACAACUUCAAGGCCUACUAGUUACAACAUGUGGUCCAGCUGGAUUCUGUCUCGGAGAGUUUUUGGGAACACUUGGAGAGCAAUUUCCAGAUAGACAAGUCGAAAUUGAGUUUUUCGCAAAGAAGGCUCCUCUAAUUGUUUUCAUUGAUAAUCGAUCAAGAUUUCGUCUUCACGGUGGACUCAACAUGUAUGUGAGACCUUCUAAACCAACACAAGUGAAACAACAGAUUCUAAAAGCUGACACAACUAUGACAGCCAACGUGAAUUUAUGGAUAAACGGUUCCGUAAUUGUUGGAAAUUCUACUAUCGAGAAUCUCGAUUUCAAGCUUCUCGAAACGAAAAUUAAUGAUGUUGACCAGGACUCAUUUUCUGAUUUGGGUUUAUUCGGUGCAGAAUUUUUGGAGAAACUUUUAACUGAAAUUCUUCAAAUGGGAAUAGCAUUACCAACAAUGCAGGGAGUUAUUUUGAAGAGUCCGAAGUUAACAUUCCAUGAUCGUUAUUUGAAAGUAUCAACAUACUUCAAACUUGAUGAAGAGUACGCUGGCAGUCUAGUUAGAGGAGCAGUCGGGAAGACACUGCGUGGACCACUUCUUUAG
Molecule: messenger RNA, 1689 nt
Organism: Caenorhabditis remanei
Lineage: Eukaryota; Metazoa; Nematoda; Chromadorea; Rhabditida; Rhabditidae
Exons: 13
Coding region: 1-1689 (562 amino acids)
Molecular function (GO): lipid binding
Source: RefSeq, a predicted model, not a curated record